Molecule: messenger RNA, 2772 nt
Organism: Callorhinchus milii (elephant shark)
Lineage: Eukaryota; Metazoa; Chordata; Chondrichthyes; Chimaeriformes; Callorhinchidae
Gene: olah
Product: oleoyl-ACP hydrolase
Exons: 7
Coding region: 119-883 (254 amino acids)
Biological process (GO): lipid biosynthetic process
Source: RefSeq, a predicted model, not a curated record
UCCCUCCCUCCCUCUCUCUCUCUGCCUGGAGUCUGGGACGCGCAUGUGCUGGAGACCUGAGGCUGGAAAGAGCCCGGAGUGAGGCAGGUGAGGAGCGGCAGUGAAGUCAGUCCCAGAAAUGGAAAAAGUAGUGAACUGCAUGUACAGAAAACCCGAAGCUCUGUACAGACUUGUCUGCUUUCCCUGGGCUGGAGGUGGAUCUAUGCAUUAUGCCCAGUGGGGGAAACAUUUCAGUAAUGCAGUGGAAGUUUAUUCUAUUAGACUCGCUGGGAGAGAGACCCGUGCUAAGGAGCCUUUUGCACAGAACCUUUUCCAGCUCCUUGAUGAACUCUCCAUCGCCUUGCUGCCCAAACUGAAAGAGAAACCCUUUGCAUUUUUUGGUCACAGUCUUGGAGGAAUUCUUUGUUUUGCUACAGCGCUAUACAUAAAACAAAAGUAUGGCUUGGAGCCAGUGCAUCUCUUUGUAUCUGGUGUUUCAGCACCACAUUCCAAGACACGUCGAAACAGCCAGCGGUGGUCUGAGUUGCCAGACGACGAGUUCUUGAAAUGGAUGGCCUCUAUUGGUGGUACACCGAUAGAGAUUCUUGCAAAUAAAGCAUUGGCAAACCUAUUCGUCCCAGUUUUAAAAGCAGAUCUCCGACUUUUGGAAUGCACCAGCUAUGACAAGCAAGAGGAGUUUGUCUUCUCUUGUCCCAUCACCACCUUUGAUGGAGAAGAUGAUGUACCACAUGAUCUGAAAGCCUGGAACGAUUUAACAAGCGGGGAAUUUUACAUUCAGAAACGUCCUGGUGGCCAUUUUUAUCUCCAAGAGCCAACUAAUGAAAAGUUUCUAAUAAGUUACAUUCUAAAACAUUUAGAAACUGCUGAGGUAACUUAUCUCUAAGGGCCAUGUCAGAUGGCAGAGCCACUGUUUUCAAGACAAAAGCUCAAUAACAGUCAAGUUGUUAUCAUUGAAAUGAAUGUUGGAGGCGUGCAUUUCUCCCUUUUAUUUUUUUCUCUCUCUCUGGCUACUUUAAAUCAAGUUUUUCUCCUCUUUUCGGGCCCACACUAUGCAUAAUUGCUUGACCACACAUUUGGUUGGGCAGCCAAUCUGCUCCCAACUCACUGCCAAUGCUAUGUGAAUCUAACUGCUUACACGUCGGGUUGAUCCAUCCAGUUUUGAGCUUGUUUUUUGCCUCGAUACAUUGCAUCUUCCAAAUGGACCAUUAUGAUUCGGAACUUGUAUGUGGAGAAGUGCUGGCACACACCCAUAUCCUAAAGCAUCAAUUGGGCCACCAGCAGUCAUUCCAUUAAUGUGAAAAGCACAUGUUUCAAACUUCAGAAACAGCUUUAAUGUAUAUAUCAAAUAGGCAAGUGGAUCUGUUGCCAUCUCUGGUGUUCGUAUCAUAUUUUCUAGUGAGGACUUUGCAUGCAUUUGCAUGAAAAUCAAACAAAUCCAAAAGAAUUGCACUUUUCAGUCUAGUUGAAAAAUUUACUUUUUUCGGCCGAAAAUGUACCUUUUUUUAUUGAACGAUGUGCUCUUUUUUAUUUAGAAUUUAUGAAGAUGCUUCACUGCUAUUAAUUUGUUUUAUUUCCCUUUACCGCCUGUAAAAUGUUGAAAUGUGGCUUACUGGAAAUAGAAGCAUCUUUUAAAUGUCUUGUUCACAGAAAGGGUGGACAAUGAAUUAUCUUGCUAGGUUUUUUAAAUAUUUGUUGGUUAAGUUUAGAUGGAAACAUUAAUUUUAUCCAAAUACAUUUUCAAACAAUUGUAUAGCUUUUACAUGUAACAUUUUAAAGGAUUUCAGUUCUUUAAACAUGAAUAUGUUUGCCAAAAUUAUAGUACAUUUGCCAAAGGUGCGUUGGCCUUCGUGCGCAGGAUCUAAUAUGCAAUUGCAAUUAAGCACUUGCAUUUAAUCUGUCUCAACGGGUGUGUAAAUAUUGUAGAUGGUUUUCAGUUUCCAUAUUUCAUCCCCUGCUGUUUUCGCAAUAUAAGCACGUGCUAUCUUUUUCGCAAUACAAGCAUGUGCUAUCUUCUUUUGCAAUGGUUGCAGGGAAAGUAGGAACCUCCAUGUGUCAAAAACCACAAUCUACUUUUAUAUAACGCCUUUUGCAUUGGGAAGAUAUCUCAAAAGCAGUGGAAGCGAGCGAGGGUAGGGGCUGCAGGAGUCCGGUGAGAAGAACGGUGUAAUAAGUGUUGGAAUAACCAAGCCUGGACAUCAUGAAAGCAUGGAUGAGAUUCUUGGCAGCUAUGGUUUUGAUUUAUCUUAAAUUUUGUCACUUAUACAGCAAUAGACCAUUGCUAUUAAAAGAUAUCAUUCCACUCAAUGCACCGAUGGAAGGGAUAUCCGGCCCAGUGAGCUAGAAUUGUAAUUAUUUGAAUCCCACGAGCAGAGGAUGAAAAAAAACUGCCUUCUGCUGGUCAGAUUCAAACUGAGCCAAAGUCGAUAUCACUGGCCACUGAAAGCCGGCAGGUGAAGUUGAGGUGUGCGAAAGAGUGGGCUGAAAGGAAUCUACAUGCAGCCCACAGAAUUUUCUUUUUGAAAAAUCCCAGGGUUUUAAUGCAUUUUGGGUUUGAAGUGAGUUAAGAUCCAGUGCAAGGAUUAUCAUCACCUUUGGAAUUUUUCUGUGCCUCCAAAAAAAAAUUUCAGCAUGGGAAAUGCAUAAAUAAAUAAAAAUGUCUGCAAGGAAAAUGUGUAUGUAAGUGUGAACUAAUGUGCAGCAUGAAUUCUCUGAUGUUGGGUGGCGAAUAUCUAUGCAAAUUAUUAAAAAUAAAAGGUAUGUUUACAAAAAAAA